CAACUUGUUGAACGAAAGAAGGCCAGCUCUCUGUUUUGUUGCUCCACGCACACACAUUCCGACGAGUGUUACACGUCACCAGAUUAAAGGAACUAUCGCAAAAACUAUCAGUGAUAAAGAUGCGCCAGCUGAAGGGAAAGGUGAAGGAGACGCGCAAACAGAAGAAGGAGCGCAAGCUGGACAACCUGGAGACCCAGGCGAAGAUCCGCACCGUGGUGCUGCCGGCGCUCGGCGUUUUGGCGGUCUUUCUGGUGCUGUUCGUCUACUUGAAGACCCGCCCCGCGGUCUUGGCCUAAUGUAGUCAUAAAAUGUAGUUUAUAGUCGUGGUCAGUGCAAUUGAAUCGUUGUAAAGACAUAUAGCCUUAAUAGUACAAUUAAAUCACAGUUCGUCCAUCCAAAAAGCAUGUUUUACAUAAAGUGGAUUUUCCAUGACACGAACAACACCCUGCUGUUCAAGUGCAGUUCCUGGGAAUUUGAGAUUUGGGGACAAAAUGUAUCCGAAUUACGGUCGUUGGUGGUAGUGUUGAAAACCGUCUAGCGCUUUGGCGGUUGAUUAAAAAAGGGCACUAGGAAACGGUAAAAACCGUAGCAGAGGCACUUCAAUAUGUAAAUAUGUGCAUAUGUAUAUUAGAG
Drosophila melanogaster (fruit fly) is the source of this 633-nucleotide messenger RNA. RefSeq lists its product as uncharacterized. The record is from RefSeq and is marked reviewed. The coding region runs from base 120 to 296 and encodes 58 amino acids. NCBI's taxonomy places the organism in Eukaryota, Metazoa, Arthropoda, Insecta, Diptera, Drosophilidae. The transcript has a single exon. Gene Ontology annotation, cellular component: membrane.